AUGCUGAUAAAAAUGGUAGCUUCCGAUGAAUCUGGAGGCCUUGGCUAUGACCAACAUGGUGAUGGUAAUGAUAGUAAACCUCAAUCUCAACCUCAACCACCACCAUCACAGCAUGAAAAUGGGGAAUCAUCAAAACAGAGUUCGAUAUUCUCACUUACUUUUGAUGAAAUUCAAAGCAAGAGUGGGAAAUGUUUGGGGUCCAUGAACAUGGAUGAAUUCCUUGCCAACAUUUGGAGUGCUGAUGAAAAUCAAGCUUCUUCAGAGCAACCCAACCAAGGUGAUCCGCAGGACCUUACCAAUGGGAAAGACACAACUUCAAAACUGCCUCUUCCGCGGCAGGGAUCGUUCUCCAUUCCUACCCCACUCUGCAAGAAAACUGUGGAUGAGGUAUGGUCCGAGAUUGACAAAACUCGACCACCACCCCCGCCUGACGACAUGAGUAAUGGAGAACAUCCUCAACGCCAAUCAAGUAUUGGAGAAAUAACUUUGGAAGAUUUCCUAGUAAAAGCUGGAGUAGUUCAAGAAUCACUUUCUCAGAACCGAAUGGAAUGUGACCCAAUUCAUCCACAAGGUGGUGACGUCAACAAUUCCAAUAUGGCAACUAACAGUACCAUGCAUGCGGGUACAAGUUCUGAAAUGGGGAAUAAUAUGAUUGCUCCAGGAUAUUUGAAUCCCCAAAAUGCUAUGCCAAACAAUGUGUCCAGUAAUGGAUAUGUGAUUGCUGGAUAUCCAGUUUUCGGACAGGCUAAAAUGAUUGUGGGAAAUCCAUCUUUUGGUACCGGUAAUGAAUUUGAGAAAUGUCAUGGUUUGCCUGAAUCUAGUUGGACAAAGAACAAGAAGAGGAUAAUUGAUGGUCCACUGGAGGUAGUAGUGGAGCGGAGGCAGCGGAGGAUGAUCAAGAAUCGAGAGUCAGCAGCUCGGUCUCGUGCAAGGAAACAGGCAUACACAGUAGAACUAGAAGCUGAGGUGAAUAACCUUGAAGUGGAGAAUGAUAAGCUGAAGCAAACAGUGGCGGAAAUCGAACUGAGGCGUAGACAAGAGUUGAAGGCGAGGAAACAAUCCACAAAAGCGCAAAGGUUGGCUGCAAAGUUGAGGACAAUGAGGAGGACUGUAAGCGCUUGACAUGCUGAGCAAUGUAAUUCUGCAUGGCAAGCAAUGCGGAAAGUAGUUGUCUAUGGAUUUGGCAUAUAUUUGAUAUAUAUGUCAUUAGAAGAUUAUGUAAAUUAAUUAUAUCGUUAA
Messenger RNA from Argentina anserina (silverweed cinquefoil), 1239 nucleotides. RefSeq names its product ABSCISIC ACID-INSENSITIVE 5-like protein 1. NCBI's taxonomy places the organism in Eukaryota, Viridiplantae, Streptophyta, Magnoliopsida, Rosales, Rosaceae. Gene Ontology annotation, biological process: positive regulation of DNA-templated transcription. Gene Ontology annotation, molecular function: DNA-binding transcription factor activity. The record is from RefSeq and is a predicted model, not a curated record. The coding region runs from base 1 to 1122 and encodes 373 amino acids. Gene Ontology annotation, cellular component: nucleus. The transcript has 4 exons.